Molecule: messenger RNA, 889 nt
Organism: Westerdykella ornata
Lineage: Eukaryota; Fungi; Ascomycota; Dothideomycetes; Pleosporales; Sporormiaceae
Product: conidiation-specific protein 10
Exons: 2
Coding region: 445-669 (74 amino acids)
Source: RefSeq, a predicted model, not a curated record
CCUGACGUCGUCGACCUCCUCCUGAGGUUGGUGAGGUAUGGAAGGAGUUGGUUGACGUCAAAUAUUCCCCAAGCACCGGAACGUUCCAGGGCCUCUAGAUCUCCCAUUUUUUGCCAUUUACCACGGACCAGUAGCUAUAACCCUUACUAAGCACCAGUAUCCCGCGAAUAGACAUGCACAUCGAUGCUGUAGUCUAGCCUUCGCCUCUUCUGACGAAAUAGUGAUGCGAUUCUGAACUAAUGCCAUCAUUCCCGAACCCUUCCAUUCCCUCCGACUACCACAAAAUUCAAGCACACAUAUAUCAAACUGCCCCCUCUGCUUUCCCUGUCACCUCACCUACCUUCAUAUAACACCCCACACACAGCACUCAAUUCAAACCCGAAUCCCCACCUCUAAAACCAAGCCAAAUCCCACACGAACCGAAGCCAAAAUCUUAACUAAAAAAUGACCGACAACCCCAACCCAGGCAACUUCGCCAACCGCCCCAAGGAAGAGGUGCAGGAAAUCGCCUCCAAGGGCGGCCAGGCCAGCCACUCCGGUGGUUUCGCCAGCAUGGAUCCGGAUAAGCAGAGGGAAAUCGCCUCCAAGGGCGGGCACGCCUCGUCCGGCUCCUUUGAGCCCGGCAGCGAGCGGGCGCGCGAGGCCGGGCGCAAGGGCGGUUCGAAGUAAAAGAGGGGUUCCGUCGGCCGGCCCAUGAUGAGCUGUACUAUUGGGUGUCGGUGAGGUGGGAAGAGGAGUCAUGGUGUUGAAAGCUCUUGUUUGAUGUCUGUCUUUUUAUACUGAGCGGUGUUGAGAAGGGAAUGGGAGUGGAUGGGAUGGACGGUGUAUGCGAGGCGUGUACGAUAAUAGGAAAGAAUAGAAAAUGGUUUCAAUUGAACGCAAUCACGAA